Molecule: messenger RNA, 1533 nt
Organism: Quercus lobata
Lineage: Eukaryota; Viridiplantae; Streptophyta; Magnoliopsida; Fagales; Fagaceae
Product: GDSL esterase/lipase At5g03610-like
Exons: 5
Coding region: 137-1207 (356 amino acids)
Molecular function (GO): hydrolase activity, acting on ester bonds
Source: RefSeq, a predicted model, not a curated record
UCUUGAUACUUUUUUUGACGGUGUUCAUUGUCCCUAGUUGAACUACCAUAUAUAGAAGUAUCAAUACUCAAUAGUAUCUCAUCCUCCACCAACAUUUCCGUUCUAGCAAAGUUUUGCUUUGUCCAAAGUUUCAAAAAUGGACGCACAAAAGCUCCUCUUCACUGUUCUCUGCUUUUUCCUCUUAUUCCUUCUCUCAGGGGAACCAGUCGUACAAGCACGUUUAGCUCAUCACCACCACCACCGUCUCUUUAAUUUUCGUCCAUCAAAGCUCUUUGUCUUUGGAGAUUCAUAUGCUGACACUGGUAACAACAAGAAAUCUGAAGCUAACUCUUGGAAAUACCCUUAUGGAAUCACUUUUCCUGGAAAACCAGCUGGUCGUUACUCAGAUGGCCGUGUCCUCACCGAUUUCCUUGCUAAGUUCAUAGGUUUGAAGUCUCCAAUUCCAUACAGAUUGAGGGAAUAUGGGGUCAAUGACUUGAAAUAUGGCAUGAACUUUGCUUUUGGAGGCACUGGUGUGUUCAAUACGUUGGUUUCAGACCCAAACAUGACCACCCAGAUUGAUUUCUUCCAAGAACUCAUCAAAACUAAUGCGUUCAACGCUACGGACGUAGAGUCCUCUGUGGCACUCGUCACCUUAUCUGGUAAUGAUUAUGGUGCUUACGAGGUUAGGAAUGGGACUGCUCAGGGUUUUCCAUCCUUCAUUACCUCAGUAGUCAAGCAACUUAAAGUCAACUUGAAACGCAUUCAUGGCUUGGGUGUAAAGAAAAUUGCUGUGACAACUUUACAGCCUUUGGGAUGUCUCCCUAGGAGCACAAUCAAAUCCUCAUUCCAACAAUGCAAUGGAACAGAAAACUCACUUGUUAGCUUCCAUAACCUUUUGUUGCAGCAAGCUGUGGCAAAGCUGAACAACGAAACCAAAGUUUCUACUUUCGUCAUUCUCAAUCUUUAUGACUCGUUCAUGUCCGUAUUAAAGAACAAAGGAGACCAGACAGGAAGUACUAAGUUUGAGAACCCACUGAAACCAUGUUGUGGUGGUAUAAGCAGUGAAUAUUACUGUGGAAGUGUAGAUGUGAAUGGGACCAAGAAAUACACACUAUGUGAUGACCCCGAAUCAGCAUUCUUUUGGGACUCAGCUCAUCCUACACAACAAGGAUGGAGUGCUGUGUAUUCAGCUUUGCAAACCACUCUUAAACACCUUAAUUACUAGACUUAACAAGAACGACGAGGUUUAAAAAUUAUUGUGGUGUAAUUUGUUUGUUUUGUAAUUUCCUAGUUUCUAUUAUGUCUUUAUUUGUCUGUGAAGCCAUUUUUGUUCAGUUGUAACUUGUAAUAUGGUUUGGGGGUAGAUCAUAUGUAAGAAUGAAAUAAAUAAAUUUGCAUAAUCAGCAUUAACAUUGGAUCAGUCCCAUUUGUCCUAGGUGUAGUCGAGUCCACAAUUCACGUUUUGCGGGAUUGCCUUGGGCUGUUCAAUAUUGGCACUCACUUCUUGAGGUCCUUUAUCAAUCUGAAUAGAUGGUCCUUCCUAUUCACACA